Molecule: messenger RNA, 1285 nt
Organism: Cadophora gregata
Lineage: Eukaryota; Fungi; Ascomycota; Leotiomycetes; Helotiales; Ploettnerulaceae
Gene: RPB7
Product: DNA-directed RNA polymerase II subunit
Exons: 4
Coding region: 452-1102 (216 amino acids)
Biological process (GO): DNA-templated transcription; positive regulation of nuclear-transcribed mRNA poly(A) tail shortening; transcription initiation at RNA polymerase II promoter
Cellular component (GO): P-body; RNA polymerase II, core complex
Molecular function (GO): translation initiation factor binding; single-stranded RNA binding; single-stranded DNA binding
Source: RefSeq, a predicted model, not a curated record
ACAUCAUUCUGUGCUGGUCCUGACAUCGAAAGUUGACGACGACGACGGCAACGACCCAGUCCACCGUCCCUCUCUCGAGACCAAGACUCCGCACAGACUCGGACGAGUACCUGCGCGAUCUCUGAAAACCUCCAGAGCAGUGCCGGAGCGUCAAGUGGUUGCGAAUCCAUUCUUUUGAGCAGUACUCCUCAAGACAUCGAGCGCAUACUACCUGCAGGCUUAGAGCAACUUUUGCGAUCACGGGGAACAUAUUGAUGGGCGUAUAGGAGCGCAUUCGAAAGUGCAGCGCGUCGCAUUUGUCUUCGGGCAUCCUCAAUAAGAAUUCACCUUUGCCUCAUCAGCUCCGUUUUACCGCCUUAUAAGCCCUUCUAAGCGCGUCCCUCGAGGUCGCAGUCCUCUUCGAGUAUCCCUUGCCAGCAACUCGCUCUCUUUCUUGUUCUCAUCACCCACCAUGUUCUUCCUUUACAACCUCGAGCGGCAGGUAACUCUGCAUCCCUCCUACUUCGGCCGAAAUAUGCACGAGCUGGUUACGGGAAAGCUUUUGAAGGAUGUUGAGGGAACUUGCACUGGUCGUUAUUACAUCAUCACAAUCAUGGACACGUUUAACAUCUCUGAGGGCCGCAUUCUCCCAGGCAGUGGGCUCGCUGAAUUUACGGUUGGUUAUCGUGCAGUUGUUUGGAGACCCUUCAAAGGCGAAACUGUUGAUGCAGUCGUUUCAUCCGUCAACCAGGUCGGCUUCUUUGCUUUUGCUGGACCACUCUCCGUCUUCAUAUCCUCCCAUCUCAUUCCCUCAGACAUCAAAUUUGAUGCAAAUGCUACACCCCCUCAGUAUACUAACAAUGAAGAUUCGGUCAUCGAGAUUGGUACUCAUGUGCGCGUGAAGAUCGUUGGUACGAGAGCGGAAGUUGGGCAAAUGUUCGCAAUUGCCAGUAUCAAGGAGGAUUUCCUCGGGUUAGUUGCUACUGAAUACCUGUGCGGUAGAGUUGGGUGUUUGACUAAUCAUUGGGCAGAUGUCUUCAAGGCUCAUGAUCUAUCAGCUAGACUAGAAGCUUCCUUUGGGCUGGUGGCUACAACCAAAUGUCCCAAGAGUCCGUCACUAUGACUACAUCUGGACUGGACCCGACACAUUCUACUUGCCAUGUUCGGUUCUCGGCUCUACCCGAACAUAAUCACUCGUGGAGAUCUCUCAACCUCGAGACACGCGACGCAAAAGCCACAGACCGGCCUCCAAAAUGACUUGAGCAUCUAGAAGCUCUUUCAGAAAAUGAAUUUGGUUUUGUCCCCC